GAUGGGCUCUCCUCGGCCGGUGACAACCCUCGGCCUGCGAUGGGGGCGGGAGGAGAGGGGGUCGGCGUUGGCUGGCAGGGUCCCCGGACGCUACUACUCCAGAAGAACACACAGGGCUUCGGCUUCACGCUGCGACACUUUAUUGUCUACCCACCAGAGUCUGCCCUGCACACCAGCCUCAAGGACGAGGAGAACGGGAAUGGAAAGGGGAGAAGUAGGUUGGAGCCAAUGGACACCAUAUUUGUCAAGAAUGUGAGAGAGCGAGGUCCCGCUCACCAGGCUGGCUUGUGUACAGGGGAUCGGCUGGUAAAGGUGAAUGGAGAGAGUGUCCUGGGGAAAACCUACUCCCAGGUGAUUGCCCUCAUACAGAACAGUGAGAGUGUGUUGGAGGUCUCUAUAAUGCCAAAAGAUGAAGACGUUCUGCAGCUGGCAUACUCCCAGGAUGCCUACCUGAGGGGCAACGAGCCUUACACAGGGGGAGCCCGGAACCUUCCGGUACCCCCGCCCCUCUGCUACGCUCCCCGCGCCAAGUCCCAGCCUCCCUCUGGGGCCCCGGCCCCCAUGGGCCAGAACCAGCUGGACAACUGGAGCCGCUGGGCAGGCUCCGCCAGCCCUUUGUCCCCCCUGGACAACCGCUCCACCGUGGGCAGCCCGGCUAGCUGGCAGGAGAGGCGGGGCGGACACAGUAGCCCCCCCCACAGGACAGAGGAGAUCCAGUACGGUGUGACCGGGCAGCAGCCUACGGGACAGACCAGGGGCCGCUCCUACUCCUCAUCUUCCUCCUCAGGAGGGCCUCUCAGCAGCCCUCUGCGUGUCCACUACGUCAACCACAAUGCCACCGCCACCACCGCCUCCUCUCAGCCCCGGAAGGGCAGCCAGGCCUGGGCCAGCCCUCUCCAGCCCAGCCCCAGCCGCAGCAAUCACUGCCAACAGGCCCUGUCUGAGUGGUACUACAGCCAAGCUGCUGAGCAGCGCCAGGGCCGCAGUGGCAGCAUGCACCAACGCCACCGCAGCUAUUCUCAGGACAGGCUGUGUGAGACAGGCUCCGGGCGCCACCGACGGAGUCCGGGCGGCUGGCCCCACAGCGCCUCCCAGGACACCCUGAUGCUACUGCAACAGUCAGGCCCCGGACCCCACGGAGACCCUUCUUGGACCUACGGAGACUGGGAGGGGGCCCGGGACCAGAGCCACCCCUCCUCCUACGGCAGCAGAGCCCGGUCGGAGAACCUGCUGGUACAGUACGACCGCUAUGGCCGUUCGAUGGAGAUGCUGGAGUCGCCCCGUUUCGAGAGGCCCGCCUGGCUGCAGCAGGCCUCACAGCAAGCACCCAGAACUGAGGCCUAUCAGAGGCAGGGGAACCAUUCCGGUGUCGCGCCGGCCCCCUCUAUGGGCCGACAAGCACAGCCGCACCACAAAACCCAAUCACAGUCCCACCCACAUACCCAGCCCCAGCCCCAACAGCCAGCCCCCCAGAGCAGACGUCUGCCCACCGGACAGAGCCUGGACGACCAGCCAGUAGGUUACCGCAGCUACAGCCCCUCCUUCAACCGCAAGACAGGCCGCAUCAUGCAGCAACCCUCCUUCAGGGACCCCUCCUACCUUGGCCCCCAUCUCAGCUGGGCCCCCACCCCCAAAACCAGCCCCCCUGAAGGUGUUGUCCCCUCAGUUCCAUCCCCUCUGGCCUCCACCACCCCUGAGCCCCUUGACAAGGCCUACCGCCCCACCAACCAUGAGAGAGGGGCAGUGGAAGGCCAGGUGGAGGUUGUAGCUCAGACCCAGGAGGUCAAACUGAGACAGAAACCCCCCACGGGGCGAAGGAGCGCCCACGCCAUGCGCCACCCCCACUACACCCUGCCUGUAGAUGGCACGGAACCUCCUGUGUUCCCCCCUGACCCCCACAACGCUGCCCCCGCCCCUCGCCCCUCAGGAGAGGGUGUCCCGCACCGUACCAAUGGCAACCUGGCCCCCCUGUCUGUAGAGGAUGACGCAAUGGCCUCCAUUCCUUUUAUAGAUGAGCCGACGAGCCCCAGCGCUGACCUCCGUGCCCGCCACGUGCCCGCCUCCUCCGUGGUGUCCAGCGGCAUGAGCUCAGCUCCCGCCAUCGUCACCAGCCCCGCCUCCCCCACCUUCACCUUCCCUCUAACCAGGCUCUUCUCACACGACUGCAGCGGUAUUAAAUCCAGUCGCCGUUCCUCCUAUCUUCUAGCCAUCACCACGGAGCGCUCCAAGUCAUGUGACGAGGGACUCAACACCUUCAGAGAGGAGGGCCGCGUCUUCCCGAGACUGCCAAAGAGAGUGAAGAGUUUCUUCAUUGAGGGGUCUCUGGACAGUCUGGGGGCAGCGGAGGAGGUGCGCUCCAAACGCCACUCCACCUCAGAGCUGGGCAGUAUCAGCUACAGUGACAUAUGGAGAGAGGGAUGGCUGCACUACAAACAGAUCCUCACGGAGAAGGGCAAGAAGGUGGGCAGCGGCAUGCGUCCGUGGAGGCGGGUCUUCUCGGUGUUGCGCUCCCAUUCGCUCUUCCUUUACAAGGACAAGCGGGAGGCGGUCCUGCGGGGCGCCACUCUGGGAGGCGAUGCUGACGAGGAGCAGCCAAUCAGCAUCCGGGGCUGCCUGGUGGACAUAGCGUACAGCGAGACCAAGCGUAAGCACGCGCUGCGUCUGACCACUCAGGACUUUUGUGAGUACCUGCUGCAGGCCGAGGACAGAGAGGACAUGCUGGACUGGAUCAAGGUCAUCAGCGAGAACAGCAAGACCGACAAUGAGGAGCUGGGAUUCUCAAGGCAGGCUCUGAUCAGUAAGAAGCUCAAUGACUACAGGAAACAGAGUCCAACAGGCAACAAGCCGGACUCCUCUCCCAGGGUGUCCCGUGCCAAGCCUUCCUUCCUGCAGGCCAAGAUGGAGAACGCUGCCGGGGCGCCGCGCUCACCCAAACCUGAGUGCAAAGAUGAGAGCAGCGCCCCUAAGUCGCCAUGGGGGAUCAACAUCAUGAAGAAGUCCAAGAAGUCAGGGCCCAAGGCUUUUGGAGUGCGGCUAGAGGACUGCCAGCCAGCUGCCAACAACAAGUUCAUCCCUAUGAUCGUGGAGAUCUGCUGUGGGCUGGUGGAGGAGAUGGGUCUGGAGUACACCGGCAUCUACAGGGUCCCAGGGAACAACGCAGUGGUGUCCAGCCUUCAGGACCAGCUCAACAAGGGGUCGGACAUCAACCCUGCAGAGGAGAAAUGGCAGGACCUGAACGUGAUCAGCAGCUUGCUCAAGUCUUUCUUCAGGAAACUUCCGGAGCCUCUCUUCACUGAUGAUAAGUACAAUGACUUCAUCGACGCUAACCGGAUGGAGAAUGCCGGGGACCGGCUAAAGACCAUGAAAAAACUGAUCCGUGACUUACCAGACCAUUACUACCACACUCUCAAGUUCCUGGUUGGCCAUCUGAAGACGGUAGCUGACCACUGUGAGAAAAACAAGAUGGAACCUCGUAACUUGGCCUUGGUGUUCGGGCCCACGCUGGUGCGGACGUCUGAAGACAACAUGACAGACAUGGUGACUCACAUGCCUGACCGCUACAAGAUAGUAGAGACGCUCAUCCAACAUUAUCUCUGGUUUUUCAGUGAGGACCUGGACAAGGAUGAGAAGACUCCAGUAGACACGAAGGACCUGGUGCCUGCCCCCAAUAUUGACCACUUGCUCUCCAACAUCGGCAGGACCGCUCUGCUAGGGGAGGCGUCAGACUCAACCAACAGUGACUCAGCUAAAUCUAAGGGGUCGUGGGGGUCAAAGCGAGACCUCACUGCCAAGGACUUUCUGACCCUGUCCAUCAUGUCCGCCGUCACCGGACGCAAGCGCAGGAAUCGCCACAAUGGCCGCCUUGUGGGCAGCAGCACGGACGACGACUCGGAGCACGAGCCAAUCAAAGUCAGCCACCUGGGGGCGGAGGAGGGAGAAGAGGCGGGGCUGGUGGUGGCAGGAACAGACACCGCCCCACGAGCAGAGGGAGAGGAGGAGGAAGAUGAGGAGGAGGAAGAAGAAGAGUCUGUAGUAGAGAGAGUGAGAGAGAAGGUAGAGGAGGUGAAAGCUCCCAGCAUGCCAUGCGGUAGUGAGAAAGAGAAAGCAGGGCAGACGGUGAUGCUGCUCCCUGAGGAAGAGGCGGUGACAGCGGAGGUGAAAGGCAGGGUGUGGCGGGGGCCAGAGGACGCUCGCUCUAUCGUCUCCGGUUACUCCACCCUCUCCACACUGGGGCGGAGCCUGGCGUCUGAGGGCCGGUGCGAUGAAGCUGACGAUGAGCGCAGCGAACUGGUGAGUGAGACGGACAAUGAGAGCGGAUUCGCCUCGCGCUCCCUUACCCAGGAGAGACCUGAGAAACACCCCCCUGCAUCCUUUACACCCACCCUCACACCCCCUACCCCCACACAGCCCCCCACAGCAGCACAACGAAGCUUCCUCUACACACACUACAAACCCCACCCUGUCUCCCCCACGACCCAGCAAACCACCCCCACCCCCUCCACACAUACUCAGGACCCUGGGGAGAGGAGCGAGGGUGGGGCGCGAUCCACCACCCCCUCGUCCUCCUCCUCCUCCACCACCCACAGACUGCACACCCGACCCUCCUUCAACUCCCACAAGCUGAUCCAGUGUGACACGCUAGCCAGGAAGAAGCUAAAGGACAGAGGGAAGACCAAGGCUCAUUCUCUGGACCUGCUGGACCUCCCUGGGCCUUCAGGAGAGGAGGGAGCUGGGGCACCAGGGGCCCAGAGGAACCGAUCCAGGACCAACCCUUCCUCAGGGAGCAGCCAGGAGAGCCUACGUCCACCCCGGCCCAAAGAAGCCCUGCCCCCCAGCGAGGCUGCCUCUUUCACCCCCAGCGGGACAGGGCAGGGUCAGGGGCGAGGGUCUCUGGCUGACCAGGUGCGUGCGCGCCUGCUGGGCUCGGCUGAUGACCUGCGUAUCGUGGGGCUGAGGAAGCCACUCUCCCCGGAGACGAGGAGGAAGAGACGGGCUUGGAGAAGACACACUGUGGUGGUCUCACCUACCGAGUCGGGCGACAAGAGGCCUGCGCUAGCCACCAACAAGUUCCCCAUGUCGCUGGCCACUUCCAACCAGGGCAAACCACAGGGAUCACCCCUCGACCACCAGGAGCUUGACCCAAGACACCCUCUUCCCCUGGGCCAGAAUCCCCCCGUCACACGCCGAGCACCCGCCUCCAGGUUCCAUCAGUACCUGUAAGUAUGGACAAAGACUGAUAGGCCUGUAAGUUACAAGGCCCCUGGCCUCCCUCUCAAAGUCUCCCUCCCCUGAGCUGCUGAGCCAGGGCUGCUGUGUUAGAGGGUCAGAUAGUGCUGACCCCGAGUCAGUUGCAUGAUGGCAGUGGGUAGUGGACAGCAGAGCCACAGACAGACACAAGGGGUCUUGUGACAGGUCUGAGAACAGUUUCUGGCCUCCAGUCUACUCUGUUUGCAUGGCAAGGGGCAUCCCAGUAUUUGCCAAAGCUUAUUUUGUUUGUGUUUUAAAUAAAAAAUAAAAUAAUGCAAAACUGCAAUGGGGCAGCAGACACACAGACAGACAGACCUCAUCACAGUUGAUAUUAAAGCCAAGAACUCUCCCUCAUGCAGGCAGCAGACAGACAGUGUGUUACUGAAUAAUAGGAUCCUUCCUGUCCUCUCUGUUGCUUCCUGUCUGACACAGGAAGUGGGUUGUCCUCUCCCAGUGCACAGGGAAGAGCAUGCCAAACCAAGCCUACCCAGGGUUCUUCACAGAGUGACACUUUCAACAGGACUGUGAGCUCUCUCUCUCUGUCUUUCACACUCACACACACACACACACACACUAGCUGAGAGAUCAGCACAUACACUAUAAGAAGAGUACAAGCAGUAUUGGAAUGUGAGUUUUAAGGGAGAACUCUGUCUAACCUUUGGCCCCAGCACUGACUUCUAUAUCAGUCUUCCUUAAUAUUCUGUUACUAUGACGACCACAGAACAAAUGGCUCUAACACUCAUCUAGUUGCCAACACACAGAAAUAACAUAACUCUCACACACACACACACACACACACACACACACACACACACACACACACACACACACACACACACACACACACACACACACAUGCUCACACACACACAUGCUCACACAGCAGUAGUGGUCUGUAACCAAGAUGUUUGUCUGUCUUCGUUAAUGUUUGUCUGUCUGUACAUAUGUGUGUUUGCCUGACAAUACUCGUGAGUAUGUUUGAGUGUGCAGGUGUUUGUGUGUUGAACUAUUUUGUAACAUUUGUAAAAAGCCUUGUUAAGUUAACCUUGUAAAUAUAUAUAUUACAUUAUCUUUAUUUUUUAAAAUUGUUUUAUGGUUUACAUAAGUGCACGCAGGUGCACCAUAAUUUCCUUCAAGAUGUUACUUGAAAUGUUUCCCUUAAUAUAUUAUUUUUUGUUUUAUAUACAGUAAAUAUUAUAUAUAUAUAUUUUGUAUGAAAAGAAUAAGUACUUUUAUUGUGAUUUGACUUCUCGGAUGUACCUGUUUUUAAAACAAACAAAUAAGAAACAUCCUGAACCUGA
Messenger RNA from Salvelinus namaycush (lake trout), 6548 nucleotides. RefSeq names its product rho GTPase-activating protein 23-like. NCBI's taxonomy places the organism in Eukaryota, Metazoa, Chordata, Actinopteri, Salmoniformes, Salmonidae. The record is from RefSeq and is a predicted model, not a curated record. The transcript has 23 exons. Gene Ontology annotation, biological process: signal transduction. Gene Ontology annotation, molecular function: protein binding. The coding region runs from base 40 to 5220 and encodes 1726 amino acids.